Molecule: messenger RNA, 2064 nt
Organism: Misgurnus anguillicaudatus (oriental weatherfish)
Lineage: Eukaryota; Metazoa; Chordata; Actinopteri; Cypriniformes; Cobitidae
Gene: pax1a
Product: paired box 1a
Biological process (GO): regulation of transcription by RNA polymerase II; anatomical structure development
Molecular function (GO): DNA-binding transcription factor activity, RNA polymerase II-specific; RNA polymerase II cis-regulatory region sequence-specific DNA binding
Source: RefSeq, a predicted model, not a curated record
AUAUACUAUGUAAGACAAAGUGCAUGCAAUUCCCUGAUCUAUACCUCACACUGAAUACGGACGCCUCAGCAGCUUUUCUAUUUCAAACCUCUUGGUUCAUGCGUUUGUAAUCACAUUUUGUUAUUUAACUUAUGAUCGAUGUUGGGAAAGCGUCAAGGUUAAACGCACAUAUGUUCUUCCGUUCCAAAUUUGAGGAGGUUUACAGAAAAGGUUAAAGUCGCCCAUAGUGUAUGGUACAGAUGCGCGCACACACGCAGCCCAUUCGAAGACUCCUGGACCAAUGAAAUGAGCGCAUCGCUCUGCGCGUAACCAGUAAGAUUGACGUGGAGGACGCGUCAAAUUAACUCCAGCAAAUUUCAGCCUGCGGGAUCAGACAAAUCCCUCUUUAACUGGAGAGGAUCGCUCUUAUCCCAUUCUGCAUUGGACUGUUUUGAGGUUUUGUAUGCAGACGUUUUUAUUGGGAAUAAACAAACCGUUUUGCGAAACUUUGAAACCCACUUCUCAGGAUCUCUACAUAUGCCACAGCGUUCAGCCAUUGAAGAGAAACAGAUUCAAAGAAAAGCAAAUGGAGCAAACCUACGGUGAGGUGAACCAACUGGGGGGAGUUUUUGUCAAUGGACGUCCUUUGCCAAAUGCAAUAAGAUUACGAAUCGUGGAGUUAGCCCAGCUCGGGAUACGACCCUGUGACAUUAGCAGACAGCUCCGGGUCUCCCAUGGUUGUGUGAGUAAAAUCCUUGCGAGAUACAACGAAACUGGAUCCAUUUUGCCCGGCGCAAUCGGUGGUAGCAAACCCCGAGUUACGACGCCGAAUGUGGUCAAAAACAUACGGGAUUACAAACAAGGAGACCCUGGUAUUUUCGCUUGGGAGAUCCGGGACCGUCUUCUCGCAGAUGGAGUAUGUGACAAAUACAACGUGCCAUCGGUUAGCUCCAUCAGCCGGAUUUUAAGGAACAAGAUUGGAAACCUCUCCCAGCCUAACCAGUAUGAAAAUGGCAAGCAAACCUCUCCGCAAUCCAGUCUUCCUUAUAACCCUAUAUACCCCUAUUCGUACCCCAAUGCAAUGUCUCCUUCCGGGACCAAAAUGAGCAAUACGCCUGGUGUUCCUGUCACGGGUGGGCAUGUAAGCAUUUCCCGUGGUUGGCCUUCCGCGCACACUGUCAGCAAUAUAUUGGGUUUUCGGGCUUUCAUGGAUCCUACAGCUAUUGCUAGCGCUGAAGGGUACGCACCAAAAAUGGAGGACUGGGGAAGCGUCAAUAGAGCAACAUUUCCUUCUGCACAUGGAGUCAAUGGAAUAGACAAAUCAGCUAUUGAUGCAGAUAUUAAAUACCCUCAGCCUUCAUCGACUUUGUCCAGUUAUGUCCCAGCGUGCGCGUACUCUCCCUCCAACCAGUAUGGUGUAUAUAGCGGCCCGGCUGGCAGUUAUGUGAGUCCCGGGCAUCACUGGCAGGCCCAGGGCACGAGCCUUUCUCACCCGAGCGGUGGCGUGACGAUGCACCCGAGUGACAUCCAUUCUUCUAUGGCGUUCAAACAUGCAGUGCGAGAUGGAGACAGAAAGCCCAUCAGUCCCCUGAGCAAGCAGCAGCACGAGGCCCUGAGCAGCUUACACGGACUCAGCCUUCCUACCUCAUCCUCAUAACAGCACACACCAGUAUAGAUUUAAGCGCAUUUCAACAACAUAAACUGUAAGUUCAACCGAUCUUCUGAUGGUGUUGUUCUGAUGGAGCGGUAUACGGUUUCUGUAAUUCUGAAUGAAUGUACACGACUUUGUUUUUUACUGUAACUAGGCUAUAACUCUGUCUCCAGGCAGAGUUAUUUGGUGGUUGGCUGUUUAACCAUUAUGUCAAAUGUUUUUUCCUGUGCUAUUUAUAAAAACGACUGUAUAGUGGGUACAAAAUUUGUAAUUUUAAGUAGACUAAUUCGUGCACGUCUUCAUCAAUUACGAUUUUGAAAAUAAAACUCAUUCCAUAGAUAUCUACAUUAAACAAACCCCUGUGAACCGAGUUAUUUGUUAAUGUAAAUAUGAAGAAAGCUUUAGUCAUAUAUUUUUUAUAAAUUCAUGUGUAA